UAUCCCCAGCGCCGGAAAUGGGCUGUAAAGUUGCGAACUUCUUCCUCGUAUCACAGUUUGUUUCAUCAGCCACGAGAUUCUGACCUUAGUCUACAGGAGAGUUUUCCCUUGGCGUUUCAGAAAGAUGGGAGACCCACUGACCGAGUACACAGCCCGGCUACAACAGCAGGAGCGGGAGAUCCACAGCUUGUCUGCUGAGAUCGAGAGUCUGAAAAACCCACAGAACUUGAGUCAGUCAUCACGUUUGGACGAGCUGCGAGAGGAGAACGCCAAACUGAAGUAUCGCCUCAACGUCCUCAAGAGGAGUCUGCAGGAGGACACGACUCACUGCAGCAAAGCCAUGAUGAACAUCAACCAGCGUCUGCAGGAGAUUUUCGGCGAGGCCAUCCGGGUGUCGUGUCCAGAGCUCGACAACCCGCCGCUCGCCGUCACGCCAAACCAGCAGGCCAAGUUCGGAGACUACCAGUGCAACAGUGCCAUGGCAUUGGCCCAGAUGCUGAAGGCGAAGGGGUUGAAGGUGAACCCGAGGGAGAUUGCAGAGAAGAUCGUCCAGAACCUACCAGACAACGAACUCGUCCAGAAAACUGAGAUUGCAGGACCCGGUUUCAUCAACAUCCACCUGAAGAGGUCGUUUGUGUCCAAGUUGCUAAGCAACCUGCUGGUGAACGGAGUUCAGCCCCCGCCGCUCUCAUCCAGGAAGAAGGUGGUGGUGGACUUCUCUUCUCCCAACAUCGCCAAAGAGAUGCACGUGGGCCACCUGCGCUCCACCAUCAUUGGGGACAGCAUGUGUCGGCUCUUUGAGUUUCUGGGCUACGACGUCCUCAGGCUGAACCACGUCGGGGACUGGGGGACCCAGUUCGGGAUGCUGAUCGCUCACCUGCAGGAUAAAUUUCCAAACUACCUGACGGCGUCGCCGCCCAUCAGCGACCUGCAGGCUUUCUACAAAGAGUCGAAGAAACGCUUUGAUGAGGACGAGGACUUUAAGAAGCGAGCGUACCAGUGUGUGGUCAGAUUGCAGAGCAAAGAACCGGACUUCAUCAAAGCCUGGAACCUCAUCUGCGACGUGUCCAGGAGAGAGUUUCAGAAAGUCUAUGACUGUCUGGACGUGAAGAUCAUUGAAAGAGGAGAGUCGUACUACCAGGACCUGAUGACGAACGUGGUGAAGGAGUUUGAGGAGAAAGGCCUGGUGGAGAUGGACGAGGGUCGGAAGAUCAUCUUCGCACCAGGUCAGUCCAUCCCGCUCACCAUUGUCAAGUCGGAUGGCGGCUACACCUACGACACGUCGGACCUGGCCGCGCUGCAUCAGCGACUGUUCGAGGAGAAAGCCGACGUCAUCAUCUAUGUCACAGACAGUGGGCAGGGCACUCACUUCCAGGUGGUGUUUGCCGCGGCUCAGAUGAUCGGCUGGUACAACCCCCAGGUGACCCGGGUGGAGCAUGCAGGCUUCGGAGUGGUGCUCGGGGAGGACAAGAAGAAGUUCAAGACUCGAUCCGGAGACACAGUGAGGUUAAUGGAGCUGCUGGAGGAGGGGCUGAAGAGGUCCAUGGACAAACUGUUGGAAAAGGAACGAGACAAGGUUUUGACUCCAGAGGAGCUUACCAAGGCUCAAAGAGCUGUCGCUUUUGGCUGCGUCAAAUACGCCGACCUGUCCCACAACCGCAUCAACGACUAUGUCUUCUCCUUUGAUAAGAUGCUGGACGACCGGGGCAACACGGCGGCGUACCUCCUCUACGCUUUCACCCGCAUCAGGUCCAUAGCUCGCCUGGCCAACAUCGACGAAGCCACGCUGAGGAAAGCUGCAGAGACCACGGAGGUCAUCCUGGACCAUGACAAGGAGUGGAAGCUGGGGAAAUGCAUCCUCCGGUUCCCUGAGAUUCUCCAGAAGAUCCUGGACGACCUGCUGCUUCACACGCUGUGCGACUACCUGUACGAGCUCGCCACCACCUUCACGGAGUUCUACGACAGCUGCUACUGCGUGGAGAAGGACAGACAGACAGGUGAGGUGGUAAAGAUCAACAUGUGGAGGUUGCUGCUCUGUGAGGCCACGGCGGCCAUCAUGGCCAAAGGUUUUGACAUCCUGGGCAUCAACCCCGUUGGGAGAAUGUGAUCCACGCUGCCUCCAUCUCUUCACAUUUCUUCUGUACCAAAUCAAGAGGACAUCUAAAGAAGACUCUCUGUAUCUCAUAGCAGCCAAAAUUCACUUUACGUUAUUUUUUCUUAAAGUCAUUGAAUCUCACCUAAGAGGGAAAACUGGUGCAUCACAUGUGAUGGAUGAUUUUUAUUAAAGAGCCACGAUGGAACCUGAA
Molecule: messenger RNA, 2306 nt
Organism: Melanotaenia boesemani (Boeseman's rainbowfish)
Lineage: Eukaryota; Metazoa; Chordata; Actinopteri; Atheriniformes; Melanotaeniidae
Gene: rars1
Product: arginyl-tRNA synthetase 1
Exons: 15
Coding region: 125-2107 (660 amino acids)
Biological process (GO): arginyl-tRNA aminoacylation
Cellular component (GO): cytoplasm
Molecular function (GO): arginine-tRNA ligase activity; ATP binding
Source: RefSeq, a predicted model, not a curated record